UUUUAGUUUUCACAAUUUUGGAUGUAACAGUAAGAAAAAAAAUACAUUCUCAUAUAACUCUCGUAAAGUACUGUUAAGAUAAAUUCUGAGGAAUGUUUUUUUGUUUUUGUUUUUUUCUGGUAACGUUUUAAUAAACAUCAACUUCUCUGAUUGUUCAAGUGAUUCUGAAUUAAAAAUAAUUUUGUGAUASUGGACAUUUAAAAAAAACAAGUAUAUUACUAAAUGUCUGAGUAACGUUCUAUCAUUUUGCAUUUCGGUCUAUUUGUAUUCUCCCCAGGCUCCUUUUGUCAUUAGUUUACCGGGAGCACAUGAACGCACCACUUCUAAUAGCUUCAGUUAUUUUAUGGAACGGCUCCUCCUGGCGGACGCAUCGUAAAUUACAAAAGGCACAAACUGUUUUCCCUCUGUUUACUCGGAUUUAUACGCUCUAUUAGCUUGGAUACGCUAUGAGCGAMAGAGAAAUUGUUGUUGUUACAGGGUUUGGACCGUUCAGACAGUUCUUGGUGAACCCCAGCUGGAUAACAGCCCARGGAUUAAAGUUGGCCGGGAUGGGACAGCGCAUCGAUGUUAACAUCAAGGAGCUGCCAGUUAGCUACAGUUCAACCCAGAGGAUUAUUGCUGAGCUUUGGCAGACCCUUAAACCGAAGUUUGCUGUUCACCUGGGCAUAGCCAGGGGUUCCAGUCUUGUCAUUUUGGAGCAAACUGGUAAGAACAGCGGGUACAACACCCGAGACGUUUGCAGCUUCUGUCCCACAGAUCACCGCUGCAUCGAAGGCGGCCCAGAGAAACUGGACUCCGUUGUUAAUAUGUUGGCCAUCUCCAAGCACUUUAAGCAAGCAGGGAUGGAUGUGGUUCAUUCUAGAGAUGCUGGCAGAUACUUGUGUGAUUUUGCUUAUUACUGCUCACUGUAUCAUGGUGAGAGGAGAGCAGCUUUCAUCCAUAUACCCUCAUCUGGCAGCUUAUCCUCGGCUGGCAGACUGGUACCUCUUCUGCAGGAAAUAAUUGUCAUGAUGCUUGAUCAGCUGGAAGAAGUCAAAUGUCACUCGGAAACAUAGGUGAGGUCAGCCAUGUGGAGCGGCAGGGGAGAGCGCAGAAUGCCUUCUUAUUGAGGUCAAAGAAACACAUACAGUGUAUGCAGCUCUACAUGCUGACAAGUCAUCUGUCUUCUAUUUCCGCCUCUCAAAAAGCAAGAAUGUUUUCACAAAUAAGUCACAAAUAUGUUAAUGGCUUCUGAUGCGCUUAUUCCUGUUGCCUGUCCCUCUCGAUAACGAUUCCCACAGUCGGAAUGACCGGCAUCUUUCACACACCGGUUGUGGCAUUCCUUCUAUGGGCCGAUAUCGACGAGUGAGGAGGCUACCGGCUGCCAGCUGACCGUCUAAGUCAUGCCGUCAACCGACUGCUUUUAACCGCUGACGUUAAUGUCAGCCCUCACUGCAGCGUACGCACGCGGUAUCUCUUACCCUUAAAACCUCAACCUAAAAUAGACCCGUGGUAAAAUAUUGACGGGACAGAAGAGGCACAGAGAGCAGUUCAUUCUUUCGAUCACAAGAC
Molecule: messenger RNA, 1551 nt
Organism: Poecilia reticulata (guppy)
Lineage: Eukaryota; Metazoa; Chordata; Actinopteri; Cyprinodontiformes; Poeciliidae
Gene: pgpep1l
Product: pyroglutamyl-peptidase I like
Biological process (GO): proteolysis
Cellular component (GO): cytosol
Molecular function (GO): pyroglutamyl-peptidase activity
Source: RefSeq, a predicted model, not a curated record